Molecule: messenger RNA, 762 nt
Organism: Macrobrachium nipponense
Lineage: Eukaryota; Metazoa; Arthropoda; Malacostraca; Decapoda; Palaemonidae
Product: golgin subfamily A member 6-like protein 7
Exons: 1
Coding region: 1-762 (253 amino acids)
Source: RefSeq, a predicted model, not a curated record
AUGGAGGAACAGUUACAGAGAUACGAGAAGGAAUUGUGGUUCUACUGGGAACGGGAAGUGCAGUUAGUGAGAGAGAAUGAGAAGUUGAAAAGUGAGAAUGAGGAGAUGCGAAAGGAGUUGAGGGAGUUAAAGGGAGUUGUGGAGAAAGUGGAAGAGAAUGUUGAGUUGAAAAUGAGAGAGAAUGAAGAACGAAUGGAGGAGCGAAUGGGAGAGCAAAUGGGUAAGCAAAUGGAGGUUAUGAUGGAACAGGUAAGAGAAAGGAUGAAGGUGUGUGUAGGUGAAGGUGCUGUUGGAGGAGGUCCUUCUGCUUCAAGUAAAGUGGUCGCACUGAAAGAAAAGACUAAGGUAAGUGAUUUUGAAGUUGUUGGUAGUAUUGGUAAAGGUGGUAGUGGUGGUAAUGAGGAAAGGAGAGGUGAAAGGAAGGAUGAAAGGAAGAGUAAAAGUGAUGUGAAGAGUGAAAAGACAAAGGUUCAGGAUGAGAGUGAGAGUGAUCAAGAGUGGGUGAAAGUGAGUAAGAAAAAAAAUAAGAAGAGUUUGAUCAAGGAUAAGAAUAUAAGUGCAGAACUAGAUUCUUUGUAUUCUAAUGAGGAAGAGGUAGCUAAGAAGGAGUUAAGUAGUGAAGAUGAUAGUGAGAGUGGAAUUGAGGAAGUGUAUAAGAUCGUGUAUAUGAGAGAGGUACCCAGUGUGAAAAGUAUGAUGAGUAUGGUAGGAGGGAAAUAUGUGAAUUUUUCAGAGAAUAUGUCUAAUCACUACGGUGCUUAA